Messenger RNA from Lactuca virosa, 1737 nucleotides. Lineage: Eukaryota; Viridiplantae; Streptophyta; Magnoliopsida; Asterales; Asteraceae. The record is from the annotation of a GenBank genome assembly.
AUGGGAAAUUGCUUAAAGGGUUUAUGCUGGCGUCAAUCACAGCCUCCACCCAAGAUUGAACCGGAUUUAGCAGACAACAAAUCACAAUCUAAAGAUCCUCCACCCACCCAACAAACACCUCCACAACAUGAGAUAAUCACAGAAAAAGAUCAUGAACAUGAACACGAAUCUAAACAAGAAAUCAAAGUAGAGACAAAGCCAUCCAGAAAGGUUUCAUUAGCGAAGCAACAAAGCAAACACACACAAUCUGUCAAAAAGCCUCAAGAAGUGAAAAGAUUGUUAAGUGUAGGGCUUCAAACCAAUCGUGUCCUAAAAACCAAAUCCGGGAAUUUAAAAGAUUUAUAUCUCUUGGGUAAGAAACUAGGCAAUGGUCAAUUUGGCACAACAUAUCUUUGCAAAGAGAAGUCAACCAACAAAGAGUUUGCUUGUAAAGCAAUUGCAAAAAGAAAACUUCUCACAGAUGAAGAUGUGGAAGAUGUUAGAAGAGAAAUUGAAAUCAUGCAUCAUAUAUCAGGACACCCGAAUGUAGUUUCAAUCAAAGGAGCUUAUGAAGAUGCAGUAUCAGUUUAUUUAGUUAUGGAACUUUGUGGUGGAGGUGAAUUGUUUGAUAGAAUUAUAGAAAAAGGUCAUUAUUCAGAAAGAAAAGCAGCUGAUCUUGCAAAAACCAUUGUUAGUGUGAUUGAAGCUUGUCAUUCUCUUGGUGUAAUGCAUAGAGACCUUAAACCUGAAAACUUUCUAUUUGUUGAUAACCAUGAAGAUUCAAUUAUGAAGUCCAUAGAUUUUGGAUUAUCAACUUUCUUUAAACCAGGACAAGUUUUUACAGAUGUUGUUGGAAGCCCUUAUUAUGUUGCACCUGAAGUUUUGCUUAAAGAUUAUGGUCAAGAAGCUGAUAUUUGGAGUGCAGGUGUGAUUAUUUAUGUUCUUCUUUGUGGGGUCCCUCCAUUUUGGGCAGAAUCCGAGAAUGAUAUAUUUGAAGAGGUUUUGAAUGGUAAAGUUGACUUCAGUAUUGAUCCAUGGCCUAAAAUAUCUGAAAGUGCUAAAGAUUUAGUUAAAAAAAUGCUUGUUAGAGAUCGUAAAAAACGGAUAACUGCUCAUGAAGUUCUUUGCCACCCUUGGAUCAGUGUUGAUGGUGUUGCUCCAGAUAAGCCUCUUGACCCUGCAGUGUUGACUCACUUGACUCGGUUUUCUGCCAUGAACAAGCUUAAAAAACUUGCUCUUAGGGUGAUUGCAUCGAGGCUUUCAGAAGAAGAAAUUGCUGGUUUAAAACAGAUGUUUAAGAUGAUAGAUACAGACAACAGUGGAUACAUCACUUUUGAAGAGCUCAAAGAUGGAUUAAAAAGUUAUGGUGCUAAGCUUGAAGAGUCUGAAAUUCAUGACCUAAUGCAUGCUGCGGAUAUUGACAACAAUGGUAGCAUUGACUAUGAAGAAUUUGUAGCUGCAACUUUGCAUUUCAAUAAAGUUGAAAGGGAAGAUAAUUUAUAUGGUGCCUUUUCAUAUUUUGAUAAAGAUGGAAGUGGUUAUAUAACUUUGAAUGAAAUCCAACAAUCGUGUAAAGAAUUGGGAAUAGAUGAUGCACAAGUGGAAGAAAUUAUCCAAGAAGCUGAUUUGAACAAUGAUGGGCGAAUUGAUUACAAUGAGUUUGUUGCAAUGAUGCAAAAAGGAAGUGGAACUGUUGGAAGGAAGGAACAAAAGAACAGCUUGAAAAUUGGACUUAGAGAGGGAUUUCCAGUUUCUUGA